Molecule: messenger RNA, 2673 nt
Organism: Cucurbitaria berberidis CBS 394.84
Lineage: Eukaryota; Fungi; Ascomycota; Dothideomycetes; Pleosporales; Cucurbitariaceae
Product: RabGAP/TBC
Exons: 5
Coding region: 149-2593 (814 amino acids)
Biological process (GO): activation of GTPase activity
Molecular function (GO): GTPase activator activity
Source: RefSeq, a predicted model, not a curated record
GCAACAGCUCCCCCAGUCACCAAGUGUACGCACAUUCCUUUGAGCUAUCUUACGCAUAGACUGCUACAUAAGUACCCUCAUAAUUCUAGCUCUCGAGAUCCCGAGCUCAGUGUCUCCCCUUUGCGCUCCUUUGGACGGCUUGCCCCACAUGGCUUCCCCGACACACACUCCGCCUUCGCCAUCGGCCUCGUUCUACGACUUGAGCGACGACGAAGAGGGAGAGUACAAUACUAUUCGACACACAAAUAGCGGCAGAGGGGUGAAGCUUCUAUAUACGAAGAGCAAAGUAUACGUGCACCCCUCGGCCUCUUCCAAAGAUAACAUCCCCGGCUUCGUAGCUCUCGUGCAGCAGAAGUCUGCACGAACUACCAACGAUGCGCGCCCUACCUCCUCUUCGUCGGCUCGAAGCGUCAACGCGUCUUCGUUGCUCCUGGCCUGGAUACCCGAAUCAGGCCUCGGAGAUGCUUACGAUACCUACGUCAAAGUUGAUCUGUCAGACUCCUCCUCCCCACCGAGACAAUCAUACCUCGUCCCUCCGCCGCCUACAACAUCCACGCAUACCGGAACGCCCGGGUAUGCAUUCGCUCUACCCGUCAGCGAGAUAUACUCCGUGUUGAUACGACCGCCGAGUAUAGGAUGGUGGUUCGGAAGCGUAGUCGUCAACACUCGUGCUGGCGAUAGCUUUCCGGCGCUGUUUUUCCAUGACAGCGAAUGUCAGUCUACCAUCAUGCAAAGGAAGAAGCUUGCAAAGGAGAGUUUCGAUCCAUUUGGUGAUGGGGGAGGCAUGUUCUGGGGCGGCGACGAGGUCUUGCGGUGGUUGAAGCGAUAUGUCCCAGUGGAGCGCUCUGGAGCCGACCCGAGUAUAUACCUCAUCGAUCCCUCCGAAGACGACAAGCGAUCCUUUGGCCGAGAUGCUGCACCGAGGAAAAGUACCGAAGGUUCUGGAGAUGCUUCGUCUUCACAGCAGGCUGGCAAGAGGGACGGUGGCAUGGAUCCUGUCACAAAGGCAUUGAAAGAAGCGAGGUGGAGCUUCCUCGAGAAACUCAGCCAAGUUACGACAUUCACGAGAAGGACAGCUCAGGCUGUCGCAGAGAACCCGAAAAUUCCACCACAGGUCCGACGAUUGAUUCAGAACCCAGAAGUACAGACACUACAGGAAGAGUUCGACAGCGCACGACUAUAUCUGGCAAGAUGGGCUAUGGGCAUUGCCGAGCAAAGCGAGCGUGAACGAAACCAGAGAAUAUGGACUGCAAAGGACGUCUUGGCUAUGGAGCAGAGCGAUGUUGGCGACUUCGAGAUUCUCGACAUGGACAAAAUGACCAUGGCUGAUCGAAGGAAACCCGUGACUCUCAAAGAAUGGAAAGACUUCUUCGACCCAAAAGGCCGACUACAGCUGAAACCAGAUGAAGUCAAAGACCGGAUAUUCCACGGCGGAUUAGAUCCAGAUGAUGGCGUUCGAAAGGAGGCCUGGCUGUUCCUCCUGGGAGUUUACGAUUGGGAUAGUUCGGAAGAAGAGCGACGCGCAAACCUAAACAGCCGCCGAGACGAGUAUAUCCGACUGAAAGGUGCUUGGUGGGAGAGGAUGAUCGAAGGCCAUCAAAAUGAAGAACAGGAGGAGUGGUGGAAAGAGCAGAAGAACAGAAUAGAGAAGGAUGUACACCGAACAGAUCGCAAUAUACCAAUAUUUGCGGGAGAAGACAUUCCGCACCCUGACCCCGACUCACCCUUCGCCGAAGUUGGCACCAAUGUUCAUCUUGAACAGAUGAAAGACAUGCUUCUCACAUAUAACGAGUACAACAAAGAUCUUGGCUACGUGCAAGGUAUGAGCGAUCUACUUGCACCCAUAUAUGCAGUCAUGCAGGACGAUGCCAUUGCCUUCUGGGGCUUCGUUGGGUUCAUGGACCGAAUGGAACGAAACUUCCUGCGAGAUCAGUCCGGCAUGCGCAAGCAGCUCCUUACACUCGAUCACCUCGUCCAGCUCAUGGACCCCAAGCUUUAUGUCCACCUCCAGUCCGCUGAAUCAACAAACUUCUUCUUCUUCUUUCGAAUGUUACUUGUCUGGUACAAGCGAGAGUUUGACUGGGCAGAUGUCCUCCGAUUGUGGGAGUCGCUGUGGACCGAUUACCAGAGUAGCAACUUCCACAUCUUCGUUGCGUUAGCUAUUCUUGAGAAACAUCGAGAUGUGAUUAUGGCGCAUCUCAAGCAUUUCGAUGAGGUGCUCAAGUAUGUGAACGAACUCUCCGGCACCAUGGACUUAGAAUCAACACUCGUUCGCGCCGAGUCCCUGUUCAAGAGAUUUCAGCGAACAGUGGAGACAAUCGACAAGAAGGGUAAUUUCCCUUCCGCACCACAAGCGAGACAACGAAAGCUUGCAGCCGUGGAUGUACCAAGCCCAGACCCAAAAUCAAGCCCUAGCCCAUCAACCUCGAAUGAGCAAGCAGCGACAUCCGGUAUCGAUAAGGGCAAGCAAGUCGGCGAAGCAGAUGAAGACGCAAGAGUUAUAAGCCCGGAGCUGCGCGCCUUACUAAGCCGAAAGGUAGAGAAGCUCGAUAAAAGCAUCGUCAUUGAGCAUGGCGGUGGAGUCGGCAAGUGAUUAUGAAUGAUCAAGGAUUCUUUGGCUUCUUGGCGUUUGGAUGGUAUACCAUAUGUGGCGCAUUGGGGUGUAUCGUGGAC